GUGGAGGCAGUUCCUGGUGGCGCGGCCCCGCGGCUCCCAGCUCCCGGGGACGGCGGAGCGGAAACCCGCCUCCAGCCUCCCUGGAGCCAGGAGAAAGCCCUUAGCUAGGGCGGGAGGCGAUGCGCUUCUCCCUGCGCGGCAACGCCGAGCAGCCCGCCACCCUUCAUUAGCAAUUAGCUCCUCUCCAAGUCCGUGUCCCCCACCCCCGGCAAGCACUGUCCCAUGCGCGCUGCCCCGCCGCCCGCAGCUCGCUAAGACCGCGGCUCCUCCCUGCCUUGCGGGUCGCUCUGAGCCAUGGGGAAUGGGAUGAACAAGAUUCUGCCAGGCUUGUUCAUUGGGAACUUUAAAGAUGCCCGAGAUGUAGAGCAAUUGAGUAAGAAUAACAUUACGCACAUUCUUUCAAUCCAUGACAGUGCCCGCCCUAUGCUCGAGGGAGUGAAGUAUCUGUGCAUUCCUGCUGCUGAUUCACCCUCGCAGAACUUGGCAAGGCAUUUCAGAGAGAGCAUCAAGUUUAUCCAUGAGUGCCGGCUUACAGGUGAAGGCUGCCUAGUUCACUGUCUUGCAGGUGUCUCCAGGAGUGUAACAUUGGUGGUUGCUUACAUCAUGACCAUCACAGACUUUGGUUGGGAAGAUGCACUGUCUGUUGUCCGUGCAGCGAGAUCCUGUGCCAAUCCUAACAUGGGCUUCCAGAGGCAGCUACAGGACUUUGAAAAACACGAUGUUGAUCAGUUCAGGCAGUGGCUGAAAGAAGAAUAUGGGGAAAACUCUUCUCAGGAUCUGCAAGAAGCCAAAAAUCUUCUGAGCAAAUAUAAAGAGCAGGCAGAGUUGCAGCAGAGUACUGGAGGAAGACAAUGGAAUAACAACUUCUCAUCUGUGCCAUCUCUCUCAUACAGCAACUACACAACAGAGACCUAAUCAUAGGAGGUUGAUUUUUUUUUUUUUUCUUUCUACCUUUGGAAAACAUCUUGCCAUAAUUUCCAUCCCAUCUUCAAGACUCUCAGCAGUAAUCAUACAGUUGAUUUGUUGAAAGCUUCUUGGUAAAAAUACUACAUUAUGUGUGUGUGUAUGAGUGUGUUUCACACAGUUUAUAAUUUGGGCAGGAUCGAGCGCUCUGUAUGCCCAGAGACUUGAUCCCAGUUACCGUGGCUGAGGCAGUUUGCCAGCCAGCCACAGCUAUUAUCCCCUUAUGCCCACAUUGCCUGGCAUUUGCUGUGAGGGUAGCUCAACUCCUGUCAUUGCGAGCUAGCAAAGGGCUCUGAGAGAUGAAGUCUGGUGAUUUGAGCUGUGGCAGUUUGACAUCUCUACACUAUACGUGUGGCAAAGAUGUUUUUGCAUCUGAAGAACGGAACUCAAGUCUGUGUCUCUGUUGCUCCUGUUCACAGCCCAUUGGCAAGUAGUAGCGUGGAGGUGGGCUUGAACUUGAAUGCUAGGCUGUAAAUUGGAGCAGGUGAGAUAUGGGUACAUGUACCUUUCUACCAACAGUAGCAUCUAGCAGAGAAAUGGGACAGACAGCUCUGAGUAAUAUCUUCAACUGCCACAGUUGUACUUGCUUCAGUGCACGUGAGACAGAGCUGUUGGUAGAACUGCCACAGACCAAGAGCACCGAGACUAUUACCACAGCUCAGCUGAUGUGCAGUGAUUUAAGCCGUGGUCCCUUUAUUGUGCAUCUGGUCUCCCAACAUAAGCUUGUCUGGAGAGUAGUUUAUCAGGUCUCUGGUGCCGCUGAACUUCAUUCCCUGUGGAACACGUGCCUCUUCAACACACACCCCUGCGCACAUGAUAACGUGUCUCCAAAGAGUGGGCUCUGUGUGAGCGCGAGCACCUGUUUCUUUGCUUGUGCUGUGGUUUGCUCUUUGACUUCAGCUACCUCAGAAAUGCUGUUCUUGUCAUUGUGGUUGUAAAUGCAACCUUAAAAAUUGCCUUGUGUAAUCUUAAUCUGACACUGAGUGAAGUUAAGUGUGUGUGUGGGGGUGUGUGCGAGUGUGUGUGCGUGCAUGUAUAUUUCACAAAUGUCUGUAUUUGAGAAGUUUUUCUGUUUUCUUUUAAAAUUGCCCAUAUUUCUCACUGGUUUAAAAAUUGAGUUGUUUGGAUUCAACUUUCUUCCAUUUAAAAACCACUAUAUAUUUUACUGUGAUCAGAUUUGUAGGAACGUAUUUGUAAAAUAUAUUUUAAAGUAGUUUAAAAUUAGGGGCCGUACUCUGCUUUUGAUAAUAUUGUGCGAUGCUGGAAUGGAGCCAUUGUCUGAGUCAAGUGUAUUCUAAGAGUGUAACUUAAAAUAUGUCACCAGGGAUACUGGACAGUGUGUUAAUUUCUGACUGUGUGAUGGAGGCUGGCACUGAUGCCAAGAUCAUGGUUUCUUGUCUUUGAUUCAGAGAAUGAAAGAUCUAUUUUUUCUUGAAGAUUCCAGAAAAUAGAAAAUACCUCCCAAACAGACAGAAUAUUUAAAAAAGAGAAACAAA
Molecule: messenger RNA, 2459 nt
Organism: Cuculus canorus (common cuckoo)
Lineage: Eukaryota; Metazoa; Chordata; Aves; Cuculiformes; Cuculidae
Gene: DUSP22
Product: dual specificity phosphatase 22
Exons: 7
Coding region: 295-915 (206 amino acids)
Biological process (GO): protein dephosphorylation; transforming growth factor beta receptor signaling pathway; regulation of cell population proliferation
Cellular component (GO): cytosol
Molecular function (GO): protein tyrosine/serine/threonine phosphatase activity
Source: RefSeq, a predicted model, not a curated record